AUGGAUAUGGCCGCAACGACGACCAGAGCGGACACGGGCAACGCCACGUCGACCUACAUCGACAUUGACUCUCUCACCUCUGAUGAGUUCUCGCCUUAUAAACAUGCAAACUCCCUUAUUCUCGCAACCAACAACCCCUCUGAUCCGACCAUCGACCUCACUACACCCCUCUCCCGCGUCCUGUUCGACCUCCAAGAAAUUGAUUCGCAUAUCCAUACCCUCACCGCCCGCUCAGCACUCGACAUUCUCACAUACACCGCCACUCAGAAUGCCGCCGCCCAACGAAUACUCACCAGGAUGGAAGAGGAACGAGCACGUCUAAACGCCAGCUACGAACGCCUGGAGAAGGAAGUCCUGGUCCGGCAUCAGAAAGCAGUGGAUGCGAAACUUGUUGCCCAACGAAGCUGGGAGGUUGUCCGCUUGGGCAGGGGUGUACAGCGUAUUCUCAACCUUGCACGACAAUUCGAGGUGAUCCUCGCAGAGUCCGGCCUUGGAGGAGGUGCCCGUGCCGGCAAAGAGGAUCACGGUGCGCUUGUGCGCGCAACACUUGCAAUUCUUGGGUUUCGCGAUGCCAUCCUUGGAAGGGACGGCGGCGAGUUAGCACGCAUCAAUCUUGUGAAAACUGUGCGGGGAAGGGUCUUCGAAGAUGGUGAGGCUCAGAUCCUAGACUUUGCAAGACGCAUUGUCAGAGAGUUCUCAAUGACUACCCUUUCCUCGGGUUCUGGCAGUGGAAUUUCGACAUCGUCUGGCCCUUCGUAUCGAGAAGUCGAGGACAGCCGUGCCCGGUUCACGAGUGCAGUGCACAUUCUCUAUCUCCUCUCUCCGGCACCAAGAAUCGAUGGAGAGAAGAUGAAAAAGAAGGACUUUGAGCCUGAAUAUCUGCUCCGCGCGUUACAGAGUUACUUACAGACAGCCAUCACGUCCAGUUCGGCAUCAAUCGGGAGAGCUCUGGGCCAGUUACCCAUGUUAGACCGGGCCUUGUUGGAGACAAGUGCACGAUGUCAAAAUAUUGUGGCCCUGGAAGCCAUGCUGCGCGGCAUUUCUGCCCCUGACCAUCCAUUACUGCAGGCUGAAGCUACCGACGACCAAAACAUCACCCACGACGUUGACGAGGAGGACUCUGAAGAUGAGGCAACCUUAGAGCCCUCUAAAACAACCACCCCUGACAACUUUCUCUCCUUACUCCUCAAUGCACUCGACACUGCGUCUCUCCCAUCGUAUUUCUGGCGCUCACUGGCUUCCUCACUAUCUACUCGUGUCCAAGAGAUUCUGACAAGAGGAGGCGUUUCCGCACGUACACUGCGAAGUCAACGCGACGCCGUCCGGCAGGAAAUCCGCGACUGUGUCCUUCGAGGCUCAAAGCUGCCGAGGACUGUGCUUGCAGGUGACGCGAAAACAAUGUCGACUGCAAAGGGCGAGCAAGAAGUAGACAAUUGGGAACGAGAGGCGGCGGUGAUGGUUGGGAGUGUGGUUGGUUUGUUGGGGCGGUAG
This is a messenger RNA of Fonsecaea nubica, 1491 nucleotides long. RefSeq lists its product as hypothetical. Gene Ontology annotation, biological process: intra-Golgi vesicle-mediated transport. NCBI's taxonomy places the organism in Eukaryota, Fungi, Ascomycota, Eurotiomycetes, Chaetothyriales, Herpotrichiellaceae. The record is from RefSeq and is a predicted model, not a curated record. The transcript has a single exon. Gene Ontology annotation, cellular component: COG complex. Bases 1 to 1491 code for a protein of 496 amino acids.